GACUGCGUGACUGACCAUUCGCCGUCUUAUCAGUCGCACAACUCUAUAAUGGCAUUGUCAAUUUUUAAGGAUUUACCUGAGGAGCAUCCGCGCAACUUGAUACCGUCGCUAUGUAGGCAAUUCUAUCACCUGGGCUGGGUAACCGGGACUGGUGGCGGCAUGAGCAUUAAAUACAACAACGAAAUCUAUAUCGCGCCAUCGGGGGUACAAAAGGAGCGUAUGCAACCGGAAGACCUCUUUGUGCAGGACAUAGAUGGCAAGGAUUUGCAAUUGCCACCAGAGAUCAAGGGCCUGAGCAAGAGUCAGUGCACCCCGCUCUUCAUGCUGGCAUACAGGCAUCGCAAUGCCGGCGCAGUCAUUCACACGCAUUCCCAGCAUGCUGUAAUGGCAACAUUGCUGUGGCCAGGGAAAACGUUUCGUUGCACACAUCUGGAAAUGAUUAAGGGCGUCUAUGAUGAAGCUGAUAAGCGCUAUCUUCGGUACGACGAGCUACUGGUUGUGCCCAUCAUUGAGAAUACGCCCUUCGAACGGGACCUGGCCGACAGCAUGUAUGCGGCCAUGAUGGAAUACCCCGGAUGUUCUGCUGUUCUUGUGCGCCGCCACGGCGUCUAUGUUUGGGGUCAGACAUGGGAAAAGGCUAAGACUAUGUCGGAGUGCUAUGACUACCUAUUCUCCAUUGCCGUCCAGAUGAAGCAGGCCGGACUGGACCCGGAAAAGUUUGAGAACGCAUUGCAGGCAUAAGCAUUAAGCUCACUUUAAUAUUAAAAUGUACAUAAUAAAU
Molecule: messenger RNA, 781 nt
Organism: Drosophila novamexicana
Lineage: Eukaryota; Metazoa; Arthropoda; Insecta; Diptera; Drosophilidae
Product: probable methylthioribulose-1-phosphate dehydratase
Exons: 4
Coding region: 49-741 (230 amino acids)
Cellular component (GO): cytoplasm
Molecular function (GO): metal ion binding; methylthioribulose 1-phosphate dehydratase activity
Source: RefSeq, a predicted model, not a curated record